Molecule: messenger RNA, 318 nt
Organism: Dovyalis caffra
Lineage: Eukaryota; Viridiplantae; Streptophyta; Magnoliopsida; Malpighiales; Salicaceae
Source: the annotation of a GenBank genome assembly
AUGGUUGACGGUGGUAUAGUUGCUGAAAAGGAGAUCGGACGAUUAGAAAGGCUAGAUCGAGUAGAGAAAAGGCUAGAUAGGUUGCUAGUUCGGUUUGGAUUGGAUGAAGAGGUCUGGAUUGGGUUUGUUGUGGUCGACGAUAGUGGGUCGUUGAAAGGGAAAUCGGAUUGCUUGGAGAGGUUGGAUUGGUUGGACCGGAUAGAGGAGAGGCUAGAUCAAUUAUCGGUUCGAUUUGGAUUAAUUAGAGUGCUCUUAGUUUGGUUUGGAUAUCUUGAAGGGUCGUCUGGUCGAUUUGGAUCGGCUCGAGGAGAAGGCUAG